AUGCGGUUUGGUACUGCAGUACCGAGCUGGUUGCUUCUGGGCAUGCUGCUCCAGCUGAUUGUGCCCGGUGCCGGCGAAUGCUGCCACUCGAAAACCAUCGCAUUUCAGUUGGCUGACAAUGAGGAUGACUGCAGUCUCUACGAUUCCAAGUUGACAAAGGGCGGCGUAUGCAAGAUGUCCAUUUGCGAUGAUGGAAGCGCCGUCGACGGCAACUACUGCGGCCAGGGGCCGUGCAACAUUUUUGGCUGCAACUGUGAUGGCGGCUGUCGAAGGGGCGAUGGAGCCCAAAUAUUUCGGGAAUUCUACGGCGAUUACCAUGUACGCAAUGUGCAUAUUGUCUAG
This is a messenger RNA of Drosophila novamexicana, 342 nucleotides long. Its product is annotated as protein Diedel-like. The record is from RefSeq and is a predicted model, not a curated record. The transcript has a single exon. Lineage: Eukaryota; Metazoa; Arthropoda; Insecta; Diptera; Drosophilidae. The coding region runs from base 1 to 342 and encodes 113 amino acids.